Molecule: messenger RNA, 1655 nt
Organism: Sitophilus oryzae (rice weevil)
Lineage: Eukaryota; Metazoa; Arthropoda; Insecta; Coleoptera; Curculionidae
Gene: Bcat
Product: branched-chain-amino-acid aminotransferase, cytosolic
Exons: 8
Coding region: 276-1553 (425 amino acids)
Biological process (GO): L-valine biosynthetic process; L-leucine biosynthetic process
Cellular component (GO): mitochondrion
Molecular function (GO): branched-chain-amino-acid:2-oxoglutarate transaminase activity
Source: RefSeq, a predicted model, not a curated record
UUUCGAAAUUUGCCCAUUCAUAUUUAACCAAGCACAGGCCAACAGCUUGUCAGUCCGAAAACAACAAUUUAUUGAGUCGGUAGUCUUUCUAUUUGGUUUCUGUUUGUUGUUUCGCACAAAGUCGCAUAAUUUUCGAUAUUCCGGAAUUUAUAAUCGAAAUAAUUGAGUAGUUUGUUCCAAAAAAUUCGCGAAAAGUUUGAUAGUGAAGUGUUUUUGGUUUUUUUUUAAUACAUUUAUUACAUUUGUGUCCAUUUUUGUAUCUGUUUGGUUUCAAAAUGUUUACAUCUACAAAACAGUGCUAUUGCAAGCUGAUCCUCCAAUUUCAACACAAGCUGAAGCAAACAUCCAAGCAGGCUUCUAGAGCGUGCUCAUUGAAAGUAAAACAAAUCAUUAACGAACCUCUGCUCGAAGAAAGAAAGUAUGAUGAAACUGAUGAUGAGACUGACAGUGAAAUAACUUUCAGGUUUAAAGAUUUAACAACAACGCUGUGCAAUCCGGACCAACUGAGAGCCAAACCUGACGUGGCUGACUUGAAAUUCGGACAUGUAUUCACUGACCAUAUGAUGAAAGUUUUCUACCACAAAAAAUUAGGCGGUUGGCAAAAACCUGUGAUAAUCCCUUUUGAAAAUAUAUCCCUGCACCCUGCUGCAAAAGUUCUACAUUAUGCUGUAGAGUUAUUUGAAGGAAUGAAGGCUUACAGAGGUGUAGACGACAAAGUAAGGCUAUUUCGUCCAGAUUUGAACAUGAAAAGAAUGAACAGAUCUGCACAGAGUUCGGGACUUCCAACGUUCCAAGAAGAAGAGAUGAUAGAAUGCAUUAAACGCUUAAUACAAGUUGACGAAGAAUGGGUACCUCACAGUGAGGCGAGUAGUCUGUAUAUCAGACCAACAUUCAUUGGUAUAGAUGGUACACUAGGAGUACAUCAAUCCGAUUCUGCCUUGCUUUACACCAUUUUGUGUCCUGUAGGUGGUUAUUUUGAAGGAACCAAGGAAUCAGUAUCAUUAUUAGCUGAUCCUUCUUAUGUAAGGGCAUGGCCCGGUGGAUCAGGAGAUAAAAAAGUUGGCUCAAACUAUGGUCCAACAAUCAGGGCUCAGAAAAAAGCUAACCAAAAAGGACUGCAACAAGUUUUGUGGCUCUACGGACCGGAUCACCAGAUCACAGAAGUGGGGACCAUGAACAUAUUCCUCUUUUACAAAGAUGAAUUUGGAGUUAAAAGACUUGCAACUCCGCCACUGACUGGGCUGAUUCUACCGGGAGUGAUCAGGCAGUCGAUACUGCAAUUGUGUGAACAGUGGGGUGAAUUCGUUAUAGAGCAGAGAACCAUAACAAUGGCCGAAGUAAUAAAUCUUCAGCUAUCGGACAGAUUACUGGAAAUGUUUGGUUCAGGAACAGCAGCCAUAGUCAGCCCUAUAAGUUCUAUAGAAUAUCUAGGACAAACAAUACAAAUACCAACCACAGAACACCAAAACCCUUUAUAUAGAAGAGUUAGAGAAGAACUAAAAGCAAUACAAUACGGACACAUAGACCACCCAUGGGCCCCAAAGAUAGAUUGAUAACUAUUUAUUAAAUACAAGUACUUCUCUCAGGGUACCUAAUUGUAAAUAUUGAUUUUUUUGGAUAGUUUUACACAAACUAUAUUAAAAUUCAACUAGAAA